Messenger RNA from Microcebus murinus (gray mouse lemur), 795 nucleotides. The record is from RefSeq and is a predicted model, not a curated record. Lineage: Eukaryota; Metazoa; Chordata; Mammalia; Primates; Cheirogaleidae.
CCACAUCCUGUGAGGAAAACACAAAUAAUAUGAAUGAAAUGGAAUCUUCUAGAAGCUCAUCUAGUGAGGAAUCCACAGAAAGUUCCACAGAGAAAAUUAAAAUCACCAUGCAAGAACAGCCCUCCCCAAAACAACUGAAUGAAAUCUACCAAUUGUAUCAGCAGUUGAACUUCCUCCAAUAUCUCCAGGCUCUUCAACAACACCAGAUUGUCAUGAACCAGUGGGAUCAGUUUAAGACAAACGCCUACCCCUUUAUUCCCAAUCUGGACAACGAACAACUCUGUGAGGAAUGUUCCAGCUUCCCUAAGGAACAAGAUAAACAGGAAAAUGAUGUGGUUAUGCAUACCAGUCAGGACAAAAUCAACCAAUAUUAUAAGAAGUUUUUCUUGCCCCAAUACCCAAAAGCUGUUCAGCAACAUCAGAAAACUAUGACCCCAGUGAAUCACAUUAACACAAAUGCUGACCAAAUUAUCCCCACUCUGAGGAACUUUUAAGAUUCUUGAAAUAACUGCUUCUAUUUUAUUUUGGUUUGACUAGAAAAAUCCAUCUUCUACAGUUUUCAUUUCUACCAUAUAAUUUCAUACUACCAGCAUGUUUGAAGAAGUUUAUUGAUAAGGCAGAAAUAUUGAGCCAAAGAAGACUCUGCAGAAUGUUCCGUGAAUUGCUGAUAUUCUUCCUAUUCAUGUUGAAUUUAUUGGGCCUGUGUUGUGGUUUCACAUGAACUAGGUAGAUGAUGAAGAUGUUUCACCGCUCUUUCUGAGUUAUGGAAACACAUUUCUUCCCCCCAAAAAAUAA